Phyllostomus hastatus (greater spear-nosed bat) is the source of this 4825-nucleotide messenger RNA. RefSeq names its product solute carrier family 26 member 9 (gene SLC26A9). Gene Ontology annotation, biological process: transmembrane transport. The transcript has 22 exons. Gene Ontology annotation, cellular component: membrane. Lineage: Eukaryota; Metazoa; Chordata; Mammalia; Chiroptera; Phyllostomidae. The record is from RefSeq and is a predicted model, not a curated record. The coding region runs from base 201 to 2573 and encodes 790 amino acids. Gene Ontology annotation, molecular function: chloride transmembrane transporter activity; sulfate transmembrane transporter activity; bicarbonate transmembrane transporter activity.
CCUUUCAGCUGCCCGCUCCCCAGACACACCCGCGGCCCUGCCCAGCAGGCUCUGCUCACCCGCCGCGGGGGUGACAGUGAUGUCACAGGUACACAGUGCCAGCCACAUGCAGGGCGCCAAGCAAAACAGCCAGGGCGACUGUGUGCAUCAUCAGUGCCCGGGAAGGAAGGCCACCAAAAGAACCUGUAAAUGCCCCAGACAUGAGCCAGCCCAGGCCCCGCUACGUGGUAGACAGAGCUGCAUACUCUCUUACCCUCUUCGAUGAUGAGUUUGAGAAGAAGGACCGGACGUACCCACUGGGAGAGAAGCUUCACAAUGCCUUCAGAUGUUCUUCGGCCAAGCUCAAAACUCUGGUGUUUGGGCUGUUUCCCAUACUCUCCUGGCUCCCCAAGUACAAAAUCAGAGACUAUAUCAUCCCUGACCUGCUUGGAGGCCUCAGCGGUGGGUCCAUCCAGGUCCCACAAGGCAUGGCGUUUGCUCUUCUGGCCAACCUCCCUGCAGUCAACGGCCUCUACUCCUCCUUCUUCCCUCUGCUGACCUACUUCUUCCUGGGGGGCAUACACCAGAUGGUGCCAGGUACCUUUGCUGUUAUCAGUAUCCUGGUGGGUAACAUCUGUCUGCAGCUGGCCCCCGAGUCAAAAUUCCGGGUCUUCAACAAUGCCACCAACGAGAGCUCCGUGGACACUGCAGCCAUGGAGGCCGAGAGGCUGCGCGUGUCCGCGACGCUAGCCUGCCUGACUGCUGUCAUCCAGAUGGGCCUGGGCUUCAUGCAGUUCGGCUUUGUGGCCAUCUACCUCUCCGAGUCCUUCAUCCGGGGCUUCAUGACGGCCGCCGGCCUGCAGAUCCUGAUAUCCGUGCUCAAGUACAUCUUUGGGCUGACCAUCCCCUCCUACGCGGGCCCCGGGGCCAUCGUCUUGACCUUCAUUGACAUUUGCAAAAACCUCCCCCACACCAACAUCGCCUCGCUCAUCUUCGCCCUCAUUAGUGGUGUGUUCCUGGUGCUGGUGAAGGAGCUCAACGCUCGCUACAGGCACAAGAUCCACUUCCCCAUCCCUACGGAGAUGAUUGUGGUGGUGGUGGCGACAGCUAUCUCCGGGGGCUGCAAGAUGCCCAGAAAGUAUCACAUGCAGAUUGUGGGAGAGAUCCAACAAGGGUUCCCUACUCCUGUGUUACCUGUGGUCUCACAGUGGAAGGACAUGGUUGGCACAGCCUUUGCCCUGGCCAUCGUGGGCUAUGUCAUCAACCUGGCUAUGGGUCGGACCCUGGCUGGCAAGCACGGCUAUGACGUGGAUUCCAACCAGGAGAUGAUCGCCCUGGGCUGCAGCAACUUUUUUGGCUCCUUCUUUAAAAUCCAUGUCAUUUGUUGUGCACUCUCCGUCACUCUGGCUGUGGAUGGAGCUGGGAGCAAGUCCCAGGUGGCAAGCCUGUGUGUAUCUCUGGUGGUGAUGAUCACCAUGCUGGUCCUGGGGUCCUAUCUGUACCCUCUCCCCAAGUCUGUGCUAGGAGCCCUGAUAGCUGUCAACCUCAAGAACUCCCUCAAGCAACUUGCCGACCCCUACUACCUGUGGAGGAAAAGCAAACUGGACUGUUGUGUCUGGGUGGUGAGCUUCCUCUCCUCCUUCUUUUUGAGCCUGCCUUAUGGUGUGGCAGUGGGUGUCGCCUUCUCCGUCCUGGUUGUGGUCUUCCAGACCCAGUUUCGAAAUGGCUAUGCUUUGGCCCAGGUCAUGGACAUGGACAUUUAUGUGAAUCCCAAGACCUACAAUAGGGUCCAGGAAGUCCAGGGGAUCAAGAUUGUCACUUACUGCUCUCCUCUCUACUUUGCCAACUCAGAGAUCUUCAGGCAAAAGGUCAUUGCCAAGACGGGCGUGGAUCCCCAGAAAGUACUGCUGGCCAAGCAGAAAUACCUCAAGAAGCAGAAGAAGGGGAGAGCGAUGCCCACGCAACAGAGGAAGUCUCUGUUUAUGAAGACCAAGACUGUCUCCCUGCAGGAGCUCCAGCAGGACUUUGAGAACCCUUCCCCAACUGACCCCAACAACAACCAGACGCCUGCUAAUGGUGCCAGCGUGUCCUACAUCACCUUCAGUCCUGACAGCCCCCCAGCUUCCCAAUGCGAGCCACCAGCCCCUGCUGAGACCUCCAGUGAGCCCACUGACAUGCUGCCCAGUGUCCCACCCUUCAUCACCUUCCAUACCCUCAUCCUCGACAUGAGUGGGGUCAGCUUUGUGGAUCUGAUGGGCAUCAAAGCCUUGGCCAAGCUGAGCUCCACCUAUGGGAAGAUCGGUGUGAAGGUCUUCUUGGUGAACAUUCACGCCCAGGUGUACAGCGACAUUAGUCAUGGGGGCGUCUUUGAGGAUGGAUGUCUAGAACGCGACCACGUCUUUCCCAGCAUACACGACGCAGUCCUCUUUGCCCAGGCAAAUGCCAGAGAAGCGUCCCCAGGACGUGACUUCCAGGAGGCUCCAAUGGACCCUGAGAUCUCCUUAUACGGUUCAGAGGAGAGUGCUAGCUACUGGGAUUUAGAACAGGAGAUGUUUGGGAGCAUGUUUCACACAGAGACUCUGACCGCCCUGUGAGGACCCAGCAGUUCCCAUGCUGCCUCCAGAGCGCAUGGCACCUGGGACUUCGUGAAGGAUGAGCCUGGGAAAGCAGCAGAUGGCAGGUACAGGAGAGUACUUCACCAGGACCUUGGCUCCUCUCUAUUCUCCUCCUCCUCCUCUCAAGUUCCCCCACCUCCCUCCUGGCACCUCUAGAGUGAGGCAAUCUCAGAAGCAGGAAAAGCCACCUCUUUACCCUUCGCUGACCUCCAUGGCCCUGGCCAGCAAGCGUCCUGUUUCUUCCCCAUGGCAACUGAUGGGAGCCCCUGACUGCUGGGCUUGAAGCAUGAGCCAAGAACAGAUGGGCAAGUGCAACUACUGACUUAGAGUGCAAGUUUCCAAAGUGUCCUUGGACCCGCAUGGCUUGGUGUCAAAUGGUGUCGAGCUAUCACAAGACACAGGGACAAACUUGGCUUAGGACUCUGUUGCUUGCCCCCUCCAGCUGCCCCAACUCUGCUCCUGGUAGCUCUGCCCCUCUGGAACCAUGUGCUCCCUACAACCCAGGCAUCUCUGUCUUGGUGACUAUGUCACUUCCUCCUCGUCUCCAGGCGGCCGGGACCUCCAUGCUAUUCAACACAUCAGACUCGGGCCUGGGGAGCAUCCAAAGCCCUCAGGGCCAGCAGAGCUACCUCCCCAGGGGUAGUCCACGAAGGAGCUGCCCCAGCUUCCUGACACAUCAUCACUCCCCCUGCCCUCAGGGGCUGCUUCCUUCCACUUGAGAUGGUAGGAACCCGGAAGGGAAAGGAGGGUAGCUGGCCGAAUCCUCUGGCAACCUAGCAACAGGUACAAGUUAUUCUGCACAAAAGCUUUGGGGAGUCCCUCUUUGUAUCAGAGAUGGGGGUGGGGUUAGUGCCAAUUUAGGGCAACUGGUGGGCCCUCAGGGGGCCCGGACAGUCCCCCUGACCUCACAGCGCAUCAGGGAAAUGUGUCCCCCACUUGAGAAAUCUCCUUUGUCCUUCUUCACUUGGCAAAGAGCCAAUGCAUUUAACUCUUCCUUAUCUGCUUGGGGCUUGAAUCCCUCAUUCAGGCAAGGGAAUGUGCCCCCCCGAAGGCUGGCCACAUCCCCCAACCAGGCACAGCACAUGGAGAAGGGCUGACGCAGUUUGGAUCUCCCUCCACAGGGAUUCCUUAACACACUCAGGACCUGCAGCCACCUCCUUCUAGGAAAGCUGAGAAUGGGGAUUAAGUGCUCUCUGUACAUAGGGAGGUAACUAGAGGAACCCCACAGUGACUUGAAAAUAAAUAGGUCCCGUGUGCAAGUGUUUGGGAAAAUGGCCAUGCACGUGCACAGAACACCUCUUGGCCUCUCCCCGCUGCUUCUCCCAGGCUCCUUAGACUUAAUGACCCCUGCCCAACAGGUUGGGCUGGCCCAGCCUGGAAAAGCUCCCCAAUUCCUAACUUCAGCCUGAUCUGCAUUGUGUGUCUGUGUGCUGAGUGAGCCGGUCAGCUAGCGAGUCUCCUCCGAGUUAAAGGAGGGGUGCUGGCGAGGAGCCAGCAGAUUCUUGGCACACGAGCAUUGCUUCUCUGUGAAUUCAUUAUGCCAUCUGGCUGCCCGUGGGACUCAGAACUUGGAAGGCAGAAGAAAAUGUUAUCUGGGAUUCACCAUGCCCAGCACCCACAGUGCCAAAUUCCAGGAAGACAGGACCUUAGCCAAAUGGCAACUCACCCUCCCCUAUUUCACCUCCUUUAACGUCUAGCUCCGGAGCCUACUAGGGGGAAAAAGAGCACAGUCUCAGGACAUUCCAAGGCAAGAGGUCCCCUUUGAACCAAGUGUUUCUAUCCGUCAAGGACUCAGUGAAGUCACCGUGACCCACCAGGCUGGCCCCAGGCUUGAAGAGGAUGGCUAACUCACAAUGGCCUGCAGUGGGGCUUGGGGAGGGACCCUGCAACGUGACCAGUGGUAUACGUACUCACAGGGGCCACAGUGGAGGUGAGAUUAGAAACACAUGGGGAGGAGAAAGACAUUAAAGAAAACUUCACUUUUAGAAUACUUUGGAAAGAACACAGAUUCACACAGACCACUCUCUGGAAAUUAUCGAAGCAGGAAAGGAGGGCAAGGUAGUGAAAUAAUCCAGAAUUUCAAUACUUUUAAAUGUUCUUAGUGAUACUGACCGGUGAUAAUGUGGUUCCCGGGGCAAGCUGGGACUCUUGAGAUAUUUGUGUAAUUUAUUUAAUUUAAACACCAUUCUCCUUUUGUUCAUUUUGGUAAUAAAGUGCUUUUAAAAUGUGAA